AUGGCAGCAAGUGCAAACCAGUAUUUCUGCGGCGCCAAGGGGUCCAUGGUCGCAAAUGGGUACGGCAAACCUAAUGCCUGGAGUCUUCUCUGCGUCGAAAUUGGGCCACCCUCCAACGAAGACAAAUACGAGGAUGACGCCACACCAGAACGCCGAACGCAAGAUGUGGAGGAUCCUGUGCCGCUUCCGGAGUUCGACCCACCACUCGCCGUUACCAGAAGCCUGAAGCAACCGGAUCUCAGCCAAGAACAUGCCGCCGAGGAAUUCAAAGCCGGCCCACUUGCCGCAGCACAAGCAGUAUAUCAUCAAUGCAAAAUUGAUAAACUGUCGUAA
This is a messenger RNA of Pyricularia grisea, 333 nucleotides long. RefSeq lists its product as uncharacterized. The record is from RefSeq and is a predicted model, not a curated record. The transcript has 2 exons. The coding region runs from base 1 to 333 and encodes 110 amino acids. NCBI's taxonomy places the organism in Eukaryota, Fungi, Ascomycota, Sordariomycetes, Magnaporthales, Pyriculariaceae.